AUGGUUGGAGUAAGGUGCAGCUUCAAACUCCUCUAUGCAAUUGUGGUGCUGAUUUUACUACACAUGAACAAUCCUUGCAUUGGAUGCAGCGAGAGGGAAAGGCAAGCACUCCUUGCACUUAAACAAGGUCUCGUGGCUGACUACGGCGACCCCUUCCCUUCCUGGGGAAGAGAAGCCCAAAACAAAGAUUGCUGCGAAUGGGAUGGAGUCCACUGCAGCAACCAAACUGGCCAUGUUGUUAAGCUUGAACUCCAUGGUGUGCAAGGUAAGAUUAGUCCUAAACUCAUUGAGUUGCAGCAUUUGGAAUAUUUGGACCUUAGUGGGAAUAAUUUCAGUCGGAGCCAAAUUCCAGAUUUCAUUGGAAUCAGAGCAAUUUAA
Prunus dulcis (almond) is the source of this 378-nucleotide messenger RNA. Its product is annotated as receptor-like protein EIX1. The coding region runs from base 1 to 378 and encodes 125 amino acids. The transcript has a single exon. NCBI's taxonomy places the organism in Eukaryota, Viridiplantae, Streptophyta, Magnoliopsida, Rosales, Rosaceae. The record is from RefSeq and is a predicted model, not a curated record.